AUGAAGAGCAAAGGAUCCAUGGACGUCACUCAUCUUCCUCCUCCGCAGUUGCCAUCUCUCUCCGACCUUGAAGCUCGGAUGCAAGUCCUUCGUGUAUCAGCUUUUGAAGAAAGCCAAGGCGAUGACACAUUUGCUCAACGAGCUGAAUGGUUUUACCAGAGAAGACCUCUCCUUCUCUCCCUCUGUCUCGACCUUUACAACGGCUACGUCACUCUCCUGGGUCGUUCUCACCAAACCAAACCCAAUCAGCAGCUUAAACCCACAGCUGAAGAAGACGAAGACUGCAUUUCCGAAAUCGAUUCCGGUAGCGAGAUCAGCUCCGAGAGCACCUUGUCCUUCCAACAGACGCAAGAUCCUGCAGCGGUUUCAGAGAAACUCGACGACCUUGUGUCGCAGCUUGUGACUGCAAACCUGGACAAAGAGAUUCUGCAACACGAGCUACUCCACAAGGAGCAGCAGUUUUGUGAAGCCUCCAAGACUGUUGUCCUGUUGAAGAAGUUCGUCAUGUUGCUGGAGAUGGAGAAGGAAAUGGCAGUGCAGGAAAACGCCAGUCUUGGAUACAAAGUCACUUCUCUCUUGGAGGAGAACAGAGAGCUAGCCACUGAGGCCUUGUUCAUGAAGAACGAAGCUGUUGGGCUCGCUAGGUGUGUGCUUAAGAUGAGAGAUGACCAUUUUCACAAGGUCUGCAUUCUCCAGAACCGUAUCUACACGCUGCAGGCAACUAUGAACUCGGAGCCCGUCUAUGAUAAGGUCUCAGCCGGCUGCUUUGGCCUGGAUAAGUAUAAGACCAAGAAGAAGAAGACGGAGAAGAAAACAGAAGAGAAAACUGGAUUCAAGUGGUUGAAGAAGCUUAACAUGUUCACAAAGUCUAGCCUUAACCCGUCAUCUGCUGCUGCUGCUUCAUCAUGCUGCACUCUCAACUUGCCUAAUUAG
This is a messenger RNA of Microthlaspi erraticum, 933 nucleotides long. Lineage: Eukaryota; Viridiplantae; Streptophyta; Magnoliopsida; Brassicales; Brassicaceae. The record is from the annotation of a GenBank genome assembly.